ACAGCGCCAUCUAUGGACGAACACUAGUUCCUCGCGCCUCUUGCCAGCCCGACACACCACCUCCCCAUCGCCGCAAAACACAGCACAGGCCGGGCAACUAUUUUUCUCUCAACAAGGACAACAAGGACUGUCACAAUGUCUGACAUGGAAGACGAUUUCAUGUGUGACGACGAAGAAGACUACGACCUGGAAUACUCAGAAGACAGCAAUUCAGAGCCAAAUGUCGACCUGGAGAACCAGUACUACAACUCCAAAGCACUGAAGGAGGAUGAUCCCAAAGGAGCGCUCAGCAGUUUCCAGAAGGUACUGGAUUUGGAAGGAGAGAAAGGUGAAUGGGGGUUCAAGGCACUGAAACAGAUGAUUAAGAUCAACUUUAAGCUGACUAAUUUCCCAGAGAUGAUGAACAGAUACAAACAGCUGCUUACGUACAUCAGAAGUGCAGUCACCAGGAACUACUCAGAGAAGUCCAUCAACUCCAUUCUGGACUAUAUCUCUACCUCCAAACAGAUGGAUUUGCUACAGGAGUUUUAUGAAACUACGUUGGAUGCGUUAAAGGAUGCAAAAAAUGACAGACUUUGGUUUAAAACCAACACAAAGCUUGGUAAGUUGUAUCUGGAAAGGGAAGAGUAUGGGAAGCUGCAAAAAAUCCUGAGGCAGUUACAUCAAUCUUGCCAGUGUGCUCAGUUGUGCACUCUCCAAAAUGUGUAG
This is a messenger RNA of Entelurus aequoreus (snake pipefish), 708 nucleotides long. RefSeq names its product COP9 signalosome complex subunit 2-like. Bases 136 to 708 code for a protein of 190 amino acids. Lineage: Eukaryota; Metazoa; Chordata; Actinopteri; Syngnathiformes; Syngnathidae. The record is from RefSeq and is a predicted model, not a curated record. The transcript has 7 exons. Gene Ontology annotation, biological process: protein deneddylation. Gene Ontology annotation, cellular component: COP9 signalosome.